Penicillium manginii is the source of this 1860-nucleotide messenger RNA. RefSeq names its product glycoside hydrolase family 32 protein. The record is from RefSeq and is a predicted model, not a curated record. Lineage: Eukaryota; Fungi; Ascomycota; Eurotiomycetes; Eurotiales; Aspergillaceae. The transcript is spliced from 2 exons. Gene Ontology annotation, molecular function: sucrose alpha-glucosidase activity. Gene Ontology annotation, biological process: sucrose catabolic process. Bases 1 to 1860 code for a protein of 619 amino acids.
AUGUCUGUUCUUCCUGAUUCAUCGGAUGUGGCUACUGGUCUGCAGGAGCAGCGCCUGUGCCCUUCAGAACAUGUCGAUGCAUCCAACCCAAUUCUAGCAAAGCCCACUACUUCGAAACCAUUUUUUCAUGUGACCGCUCCGCAUGGCUGGAUAAAUGAUCCCUGCGGUCUAGGUUACGACCCAACCACCGGAAUAUACCAUCUUUUCUUUCAAUGGAAUCCAUGGGGCAAUGACUGGGGCAACAUGUCAUGGGGACAUGCCACUUCAAGGAAUCUCGUAUCAUGGGAAACAUCCCCAGAGCCAGCUAUGACACCGUCCGCUGAAUAUGAUUGCCGAGGCGUGUUUACCGGAUGUCUACAGCCUACCGAUGUUUUUGGCAAGCCUGGAAAGAUGACCAUCAUAUAUUCGUCAGUCAGUCACCUACCGAUUCAUUUCACAUUACCGUAUACAUAUGGCUGUGAAUCAAUCAGUCUUUCUGUAUCAGAAGAUGGUGGAAAGACGUGGCAGCGCCAGGAUUGCAAUCCUGUCAUCUCUGGGCCACCUAAGCACCUCUCAGUAACAGGAUGGCGAGAUCCUUACCUCACAACCUGGAAACGAGGAUGCCGAGAUGCUCCGAGCGAUGAGAAUUCGAAAUUUUAUGGAAUAACAGCCGGUGGAGUUGUAGGCAAAGCCCCGACUAUCUUUGUUUAUAAAGUCAACGCCCAAGAUCUCCGUCAGUGGGAAUACCUCGGCCCAUUGGUGGAUGUUGGUCGCAAUUUCCGGCCAUCACGCUGGUCCGGUGAUUUUGGCGUCAAUUGGGAGGUAUCAAAUUUGCUGACACUGGCCAACGACUCGGGCGACGAACGAGAUUUCGUCAUCAUGGGAGUUGAGGGGUGUCUGCGCCCCGAAAAUCCGAGCGAGCAGACGCGCCGUCUGGCUCGUUUUAAAAGAGAUCCUCGGGGCCAGAUGUGGAUGUCUGUGAGAGCGCGCAAAGAACACAACUCGAUUGACGAGCCACUAUCCGAUUAUGCCUUUUCUGGAUAUUUUGAUCACGGGUGCUUGUAUGCUGCCAAUUCAUUAUGUGAUCCGCAGACCUCUCAGCGCAUCGUCUUUGGUUGGAUCACAGAAGAGGAUCUGCCUGAUGGCCCUCGUCAUCGCCAGGGUUGGAGCAGUAUGAUAUCGCUGCCUCGUGCAGUGCGAAUGAUGACAUUGCGCAAUGUGAGAGGAGCACGCAGCUCACCGCUGGAAACGAUUACCUCCAUCGAGGCGAUUGCCGAUUCUUCCGAGCACGGCACUUUCACUAUUCAUACGUUAGGAAUCAGCCCGGAAUCGCGACUUUCUGAGCUACGCGUUGGUGCUAUCGAGCGCCCACUUACUGGGGUGUCUUUACCUGCAACUCUCAGUGCAGCCUCUGAAGCUGGGAUUUCUCUGUCGACUUCUCGCUGGGAACUUCAGACUGAAUUCUCUGUCGGAAAAUCUUGCAAGAGAGUUGGUGUCGAGAUUGGACACGAUGCCAGCUUUGAACAUCGCACAAUCCUUGCUUGGGACCCGUGCAGUGAAACAUUUACGAUCCGCCGACCUCCAGUAACGAACACGGAGAUCAACCAUGGAGAUGAGUCGGCACCUCAUACACUUUUCACCUUGCGCAAUGAGCAUGGUGAUGAUGUCGAAGAGACGCUCCGCGUGCACGCGUUCUUCGAUAAGAGUGUACUCGAGGUCUUUGUGAAUGAGAGGACAGUAAUUACAACUCGCAUCUACCACCACGCAGAGAAAUGCUUCGGCAUCAGAUUCUUUGCCGAGGCAAUGAAUUUCCAAUCUGGCGAGCCAGCGAUCCUCCAUAAAGCUCAAGCUUGGGAUGGGCUUGAAGCAAGCUCACAAUAG